Megalops cyprinoides (Indo-Pacific tarpon) is the source of this 2681-nucleotide messenger RNA. It is a transcript of the gene arid5a, whose product is annotated as AT rich interactive domain 5A (MRF1-like). Bases 113 to 1948 code for a protein of 611 amino acids. NCBI's taxonomy places the organism in Eukaryota, Metazoa, Chordata, Actinopteri, Elopiformes, Megalopidae. Gene Ontology annotation, molecular function: transcription cis-regulatory region binding. Gene Ontology annotation, cellular component: nucleus. The transcript has 7 exons. The record is from RefSeq and is a predicted model, not a curated record. Gene Ontology annotation, biological process: regulation of transcription by RNA polymerase II.
CAUUGGUAACAGACGCUCGAAUGGAGUAAACGCGGGUUCUGAAGUUAUGGAAGCAGUAAGAUAAGAAUACGCAAAAAGAGCGACAUUUAAGGUUUUGAGAGUUUUUCUUACUAUGGUAUCACAGCCCAAAAGUGUCCAAAGGAAGAAGCCGGAUCAGUGGGAGGACAGUGAAGUUGCCAGUGCGGUGGACGGUGAAGUGCCCCUGAACCAGCAAACCUGUGAGAUGGAGAGUUCCCACCCCAGUGAUGGCGGAGAGGAUGGCAGUAGGGCCAGCCAAUCGGAGGCAGAAGAGAAGAGCUUUGUAGCCAGUCUGUAUACCUUCAUGAAGGACAGGGGCACACCCAUCGAGAGGAUACCACACCUAGGCUUCAAGCAGAUUAACCUCUGGAGAAUCUACAAAGCUGUGGAGAAGCUGGGCGGAUAUGAUUCUGUGACAGCGCGGCGGCUGUGGAAGAACGUUUAUGACGAGCUGGGUGGCAGCCCGGGCAGUACCAGCGCUGCCACCUGUACCCGCAGACAUUAUGAGAGGCUUGUACUGCCCUUUGAGAGACAGCUGAGAGGAGAGGAGGACAAACCCCUGCCCCCUGCCAAGCCCCGUAAACAGUACAAGAAGAGCCCAGAGGGCAAAGGCAGCAAAGCCGAGGGAAAGAAGAAGAAGAGCCAUCAGGAGGGGGAAGGCGAGGUACAUGCUGAGACCCAGGAAAAGCCAGGGGAGGGCAGCCACUGUGCUAUCUUGGCCGAGAGCUCACAGGCAGAUUGUUGCGGACCGAACGGCGAGGUGACCUCAGCGAAGGACCAGACUGCCUCCAACUGUGCAGUGACCCAGCCAGUCAAGAAACUUUUGUCCAGCGUCCAGUCCUCAGGUGGGGAGGUCAUCUCCCCACUGGAGAAGAAGAAGCGUAUGGCCCAGGCCAGUCUCAGCCUCUCCCAGGCCUGCCCCAGCCCAGACCGGGAUAGUAGAGGAAGGCCUUCUGUCAUUCACUGUGCCCAGUCCCCUGGGCUGUCCCGUUCCAGCAGAACCCGCGAGUCCUCAGAGGGGUCACCUGUCCCCCACUCCUCCUCCUCCUCCCGGAGCCCCUCUCCCUGCUCAGUCUCCUCCGAUGACUGUCUGGCACUUACGGAAGACUGUGCCCCCGCCCCAGGCCUUGACAAGCCGGUUCCCCCUACUUACCUUGGCAAUUUCUCCGUCUCCUACAGCAACGGAGUUUGCAAGCCAGUGAGCUGUUAUCCUGCUAUCAAGGACUCUGCCGGUCACCUCCGCCACCACAGGGACAUCCGACAGGUCAACCUGUUCCCAACGGACCCCGCUGGGGUCAAAGUGCAAACGCCAGAGUGGAGCCCAGGCUGCAGAGGGGAGAACCGACACGCUUCUGUUAAAACUCACCAGCCGUCGUCUUCCUCCUCAGCCGACAUGGGACCCAAAGCUUGCUGGGUCCCUCCCAUGUCCAGCUUCACCAAGGUGCUGCCCAAAUCUGGGGAGCACUUGCGGCCAGUCUCCUAUCAGCAGGGCCACAAAGUUCACCAGAGCCUGAAGCGGCCAGCUCCUGAGGACACAUCCACAUAUGGGAAAAAACUGCAAAUGGUUCCCCCUCUGCAUCACGGAGAAAGCAAAGAGAGGUCCAAGUUAGGUUUGCCCAAGCCACUUCCCACCCAGCAUUCUCUGUACCCUCAUGCCAGCUUUCCGAUAUCCUACUUCCUCCCUGCCUACGAGAGGACGAGGCCGGUCUCAAGCCACCAGCUGAAAGGCCUCUCCUUGCCUCCGCUCCUCUUUCCCGCCCACCUGACCCAGCCCAGCCCCGUGUACCGCCAUGUCACCUCAGGAACUCCUUACUCCGUCCCGUAUGAGUCAUUCCCCCGCCCCCGUCCUUAUCAGAUUCCACUCUGGCACCCUCAGGCUGCAUAUGCCAUCACAGGCCUGAAUCCACACUAUCCCAACACUAAGUUGUGACCCCCCCAGGCCUCCCAAGCCAUAACUUGCAUCCGAAAUCUAAAAGUUGGUGCGGAAAUGUGAAUGACAUUGACAUGGUGUACAGUAUUAUAUGGAUUUGAACUUGGGGACCCAAAAGAUUUUUUUUUUUCUUUGCUGGAAAGGCCUUCUAUGUGAAUGUCCUCCAGAGCAUGGGAAUAGUUCAGCGCCACUUUGGUCUACACAGAAGGGCAACUGUCUUCUCAGUCUCCUCUGUAUGACUGGCCUUACAGGUCUGCUUUCAGUGUACAGACUCUUGUGAGGAUCAAAAUAGCCAGAUCUCAGCAAUACACCAGAACUGAACAGACUGCCUAUUUUUGAUCACAUAAAUACUGAACUAAAAUUGACAGCUGGGGUUGCAGCACAGCAAUAAAACUGGUAUUUCUCUUCACCUAGCACAAUCUUCCUCUUUCCUCUUUCUUUUUCUAACAAUGAAGUGUCAUAUGGGAUAAGUCAAAGUGUUUUGUUGUGCCCUGCUCCCUAUAAGGCAGUGAACAGGGCUGUUGUUUUGCAGCCUGGCAACAAGAGGAGGUCAAUAAGUCUAUGUUGAUGAGAUCCAAAGAUCCAAAGUAGAGCAAAAUUGCUUUAAAAACACUCCAUUUUCAGGUUCCAUUUGGAGUGCAAAAAACGGUAUGAACUCAUAAAAGUUGGUCAGUUUAUCUCAGUCUAACACAUUACACUACGUAAUCUACACAAAUCUUAACUCAAGCUCCUU